AUGCUGAGGACAACGGGACACCAUGGAUCACUCCGGGACAUUGGCGCGACCAAUGAGAAUGCCUCGCCAAACAACGAGAAUUAUGUGAAGGAGUUGGAGACUGACGUUCUUAUUGUUGGUGCUGGCUUUGGUGGUAUCUACCUGAUGCACAACCUUCGUCAGCUAGGCUCUAAGUGCAAGAUCUUCCAGGCCAGCACAAACCUUGGAAGUAUAUGGCACUGGAAUUGCUACCCAGGUGCAAGAGUCGGUUCACAAGUACCGAUCUAUGAGUACUCAUUGCCAGAGAUCUGGAAAGACUGGUAUUGUUCAUGCCGAUACCCUGGCACCGAUGAGCUUCGCCAAUACUUCGAUCACGUCGAGAAGAAGUUGGAUAUCAAGAAGGAUUGCGCUUUCAACACUCGCGUUGUUGGCGCUGACUUCGACAAGCCGUCUGGCAAGUGGAUCAUCGAGACAGAGGAUGGCCGUACUGCGAAGGCCAAGUACAUGCUCCUGGCGCUCGGCUUCGCCGCAAAACGUCAUUUUCCAGACUGGCCUGGCAUGCAGGACUUCGAGGGCGAGAUCCACCACUCCUCAUUCUGGCCCGAUGCCGGCGUUGAUGUCAAGGGCAAGCGCGUUGCCGUUAUUGGCACUGGCUCAACCGGCAUUCAGAUCGCUCAGGAGACUUCCAAGGAGGCUGCCUCCGUGACAAACUUUGUCCGAACGCCCAACCUAUGCUUGCCAAUGCAACAAAUUUCUCUCACUCGAGAAGAACAAGACAGGCGAAAGGAGACAGAGUACGAGGAGAUCUUCAAGAAUAACCGACUAAACAUAUUCGCCGGGUUCCAGUAUGACUACAUCGAGAAGAACACCUUUGACGACAGCCCUGAGGAGCGCGAGGCGUUCUAUGAGAAGCUCUGGAAGAAUGGCGGCUUCGAGUUCUGGCUUGCCAAUUACAAGGAUCUGCUGUACGAGAACAAGGCCAACCGGGAAGCGUACAACUUUUGGGCAAAGAAGACCCGUGCAAGGAUAUCAGAUCCUGUGAAGCGUGAGAUCCUUGCUCCGCUGGAGCCACUUCACGCAUUUGGUACCAAGCGGCCAUCGCUCGAGCAGAACUAUUACGAGAUGCUUGACAGACCUGAGAACCAAGUCAUCGACUGUAAGAAGACACCCAUUGAGAGGUUCACCAAGGAGGGUAUUGUUACAACGGACGGCAAGCUGCACAAGUUUGAUGUCAUUGCCCUUGCAACUGGGUUCGACUCAGUAACUGGCGGUAUGAAGAACAUGGGCCUGCGAAAUGUUGAUGGUGUUGAGCUGUCCGACACAUGGAAGAGCGGAACAUACACAUACAUGGGCAUGACCCUCUCUGGUUUCCCCAACAUGUUCUUCUUGUACGGUGCUCAGGGCCCCACUGCCUUCUCGAAUGGACCAACGUGCGUCGAGAUCGACUACUGCGAUUCCACUCGCCAGGCCGAAGAGGAGUGGCGCGAGAAGGUUAUCGAGUUGUCAGACAAGACAUUGUUCCCUCAGACGAAGAGUUGGUAUAUGGGACACAACAUCCCCGGAAAGGUUCGCGAACAGCUCAACUUUGCCGGAGGCUGUCCGCUGUACAGAGAGCUUACGCAAGCAUCGCUCGACAAGGGGUUCGAAGGUUUUAUCACUGCUUGA
Messenger RNA from Macroventuria anomochaeta, 1644 nucleotides. Its product is annotated as FAD/NAD(P)-binding domain-containing protein. The transcript is spliced from 4 exons. Lineage: Eukaryota; Fungi; Ascomycota; Dothideomycetes; Pleosporales; Didymellaceae. Gene Ontology annotation, molecular function: oxidoreductase activity. The record is from RefSeq and is a predicted model, not a curated record. The coding region runs from base 1 to 1644 and encodes 547 amino acids.